AUGAUCCAGAGAGGGGAGAUCUGGAGACCAGAUGUCUCAGUAUCAUCCCGGCUCUCCAGUGAGUCCAGAGAUGGAGAGGUGAUGUUGUCACAGCUCAGUGUCCUGAUUGGACCUGAACCUCGCUAUGGCAGCGGCGACCUGACGGAGCCAUGUGGGGGGCGGGACUGCUCCACCUGUCAGUGUUUUCCAGCCAAAGGAGCGAGGGGAGGUCCAGGUCCUGUGGGACACCAGGGCCCUCAGGGGCCUCCAGGGUUCCCCGGCCCUCAGGGGCCUCCCGGAGAGAAGGGCCACCGAGGAAACGAGGGUCCGACAGGAGUUUCAGGACUGAAGGGAGACAUGGGGAACGUCGGCGUUCCGGGCUUUCCCGGGUUAGAAGGACUCCCGGGUCAUCCAGGUCCAGCCGGAGGUCCCGGGUUUCCAGGUCUGGAUGGAUGUAAUGGGACCAGAGGGAACACAGGAGAUUCUGGAUUUCCUGGAGAAUCAGGACUCGAUGGAGAACCGGGUUUACCAGGACUGAAGGGAUUCCCCGGAGAUCCAGCAGUCUACUUCAUACAGUACCCUGGGAUACCUGGUGACGUCGGGCCCAGCGGACUACCUGGUGCACAGGGUAAUAAAGGCUUCUUAGGUCAGAGUGGAGCGCUGGGUCCUGCAGGACUGCUGGGGUCCAACGGUUUUCCUGGUGUUACUGGUUCCAGAGGUCGACCUGGAGAAAAAGGUCGAUCUCUGCCCGGACAGAAAGGAGAUGAGGGGGAACAGGGCCUUCAGGGGCCUCCGGGGCCGUUUGAGUACGUGGACCCUCCAGAGGACCUUUACAUCAAAGGAGAACAGGGUCCAGCAGGCCUCAAAGGUCUCUGUGGCAUUCAGGGAUUUCCGGGUCUGGACGCUCUUCCAGGAAUGAAAGGAGAGAAAGGGAUUGUGGGAUUUCCGGGAUCCAGGGGAUUCUGUGGACGACCCGGCCCGCCAGGGGAAAAAGGAGACAAGGGAACUCUGGGAAGUCCUGGUCUUCCAGGUCUGAUUGGACGAGAAGGUCUGAAGGGCAUGAUGGGAGAUCCGGGUCCUAAAGGCCUCCCCCAGGACUCAGUCAUCACCCUCACAGGUGACGUCGGGGUCCCCGGGGACCCAGGACAGAGCGGCCCCCUAGGAGACAUGGGCUUCAUGGGAACACACGGACCCCCAGGGGCCCCUGGCAGGUCCAUCUCCGGACCACCAGGUGUCAUGGGUCAGAUGGGAGUUCCAGGAUCCAGAGGUGACCGAGGAGAACCAGGUCAAAUAUUUGUAGGUGAACCCACACCUGGAGAACCUGGGAAACCAGGACGCCCAGGACCCCGAGGACCAAAAGGAGGACCAGGGAGUCCAGGUUAUUAUUGUCUUCCCGGGGCCCCAGGACUGUCCGGAGAGCCAGGAGAACUGGGGCCUCCCGGGGCCCAAGGUUCCACAGGGUUUAAAGGUGACUGUGGGGAAUGUCGCUGUGGGCCCCCGGUUCCACUGAUCGGACCCCCCGGUGCUGAAGGGGAAUCGGGUUCCCCGGGGUUUCCUGGAGUCUUGGGGACUCCGGGUCUGAGAGGUGAGAGAGGUUCACCUGGAGACCCCGGACUGAGCGGGCAACAGGGCCUGGGCGGUUUUCCAGGUGUCACAGGGUUCAAAGGUCAGAAAGGAGAUUUUAGAGUGGUGGAUAUUAAAGGUGAGAAAGGAAACCGAGGUGAGGAGGGUCCUGCAGGCCGGCUGGGCUUCUCAGGGAGGAGAGGAUCCGACGGGUCCGCUGGGGCCCCUGGAACCCCAGGCCCCCAGGGCGACAGCUUCUCCGGGCCUCCAGGGGACCGGGGUUUCCCGGGCCUGUCGGGGCCCGGCGGGGCAUCGGGCCCUUCGGGGCCUCCAGGACCUGCUGUAGUUGGAGCAGUGGGACAGCGCGGAGACCCAGGGGCCCCGGGCUCUCCAGGAUUCCCGGGGCCCCCAGGGCCCAAAGGGGUUAGAGGUGACACCCUGCCAUGUGUACCCAGGAAUCCCGGCGCUCCCGGACAGAAAGGAGAGACGGGAAAUAACGGCUACAGAGGACUUCCGGGUCCUCCAGGUUUCCGUGGCAACACUGGACCUGAUGGACCAAAAGGAGACGAAGGACACUCUGGACGUACUGGACCACCAGGACGACAAGGACCUCCGGGAGUUGUCGGAGAUACGGGAGAGGAAGGACCUGAAGGCCUCAGUUAUGGUGGAGAGCCAGGCUCUCCAGGGCUGCCGGGUUUUCCUGGAUUGAAGGGACCAGCUGGGGUCUCUGAUGUUGGGCCUUCUGGACCCAUGGGCUUCCCGGGGCCACUGGGUUCACAGGGACCUAAAGGGGUCCCGGGCCCCCCGGGCAACGAUGGAUUACCAGGUGUCCUAGGCCUGCCUGGAGGGCCCGGUCCCAGGGGCCAGAGAGGACAUGAUGGGGCUCCGGGAGUAGCUGGACCCAAAGGACGCACACCGAUCUCAUGUGAGAAAGGAAAACCUGGUUCCAGGGGGCUCUUUGGCCCCCAAGGACCCAUUGGACCCCCAGGGUUUCUGGGGCAGAAGGGGGACCUGGGUGAGGUGGGCCCGCUGGGUUUUGGCCCCAAAGGCUCUACCGGUAAACCGGGCUCUCCAGGGCUCCCUGGGCACCCGGGUCUGCAGGGCCGCGCUGGCUCCACUGGAGACUCUGGAGUACCAGGACCAGAUGGAGGGAAAGGUCUGAUGGGGCCUCCGGGCAGGGAAGGAGGUCCAGGGGCCCCGGGACGGACCGGGGUCCCUGGAGGUCCGGGGCAGAGAGGGGAGCAAGGCUUCAGUGGACGGGACGGAGCUGCAGGAUACCAAGGGCCUAAAGGAGCGAGAGGCUGUAGAGGGGCCCCGGGGCCCCCAGGAGAGACCCAGUGUAUCCCCAUCAAAGGCGAGAGAGGAAAACCGGGACCCUCCGGCCUCAAUGGCUUCACCGGACCUCGAGGAAAUAAAGGUGUGCACGGUGCUGCUGGUAAGCCAGGGUAUCCGGGCCUCUGCGGGCCCCUAGGCAGCAUUGGACCCCCAGGACCCCCCGGGACCUGUGGCAAGCCAGGGCCUCCAGGACCAGCUGGACGUCUAGGAGCUCCAGGACUUAUUGGCUUCCCCGGCGAGACCGGAGAUCAAGGGGACCUGGGAUGCCCUGGUCAGCCUGGUAAGCCCGGUCACCAAGGAUGUGCUGGACCCAAAGGUGAUAAAGGAGAGUCUGUGGGUGGUCCUGGUUCACCUGGAGACAAGGGGCCUCGUGGAGACUCUGGACCCUCAGGCCCAGCUGGACCUCGGGGGGAUCCAGGACGCCCGGGUUUCAUUGGGGCUCCGGGCCUGAAAGGAUGCAAAGGAGAUCCGGGCCCCCAUGGAGACACAGGACUACCAGGUGUGCUGGGCCCUCCAGGUUCCAGAGGUCGACCAGGUCCUGCAGGUGUCCCUGGUGAGGCCGGUGCUGACGGUCCUGCAGGUGAACAGGGCUGCCUGGGACUGAAAGGUCCUCCUGGACCGCUGGGACUUCAUGGACUGGAUGGACUGAAAGGAGUGAAAGGAGACAUGGGGACCAGAGGUCUCGGUGUUCCAGGUACUCAAGGGUGCCAAGGUCUUCCAGGGGAUAAGGGACCUCCAGGCCCUCCAGGCCCCAGUGGUUCAUCCCAGCCUGGGCCUCCAGGACCUAAUGGCCCCCCAGGACCCAAAGGACCACCGGGUGAUUGUGGACCUGUAGGUGAUCCAGGCCCAGACUGUAAAGGCCCGAUCCAAGGGCCUCCUGGAGAUCGUGGUUUCCCUGGACCAGAUGGAGAGCCAGGGUGCCCUGGUAGCACCGGAGAGCCAGGUCCAAAUCCUCCCAUACCCGGAGAUGAUGGGGACAAUGGGGGCCCAGGGUGGCAAGGGCCAAAGGGAGAAAAGGGGUCUCCAGGGGCCACAGGACUACCAGGCAUAGCUGGAAAUCUAGGGGUGAAAGGUAAGCGGGGCUCUACAGGCCUGAUGGGACUCCCUGGGAAUCGGGGUCCUGGAGGUUUUCGCGGUCCUGCUGGACUUCCAGGACCGAAGGGAUCUGCUGGACUAGUUGGUCCCAAGGGGGAGAAAGGCGGAGUCUCUCCAUGCCUACCUUACCCACCCGCCCCACAGGGUUCACCUGGCCCCCCGGGCCCCCCAGGUCCGCCUGGAAGUGAUGGCCUCCCAGGAGAGAGCGGCCCCACCGGACUCCCGGGUAAGAAGGGGGACCAAGGGUCUCUAGGACAAACAGGCCCAGUGGGGCCACCAGGUCAAGAUGGAGACACAGGAAAUCCAGGCCUGCAGGGGGAGAGUGGAGUCGAUGGAGCCAAGGGUGAUCCCGGCGUACUCGGGGACCGCGGACCUCCCGGACCCUCCAGAACCCUGAACACGGGCUUCCUGUUGGUGAUGCACAGCCAGUCAAAGACGGUUCCCUCCUGUCCGCUGAACAUGGGAACUCUGUGGAUCGGAUACAGCCUGCUGUACCUGGAGGGUCAGGAGAAGGCCCACACACAGGACCUGGGUCAGGCCGGGUCGUGCAUGCGGGUCUUCUCCACGAUGCCGUUCUCUUCCUGUAAUAUGGGAACUUGUUCUUACGCCAGCCGCAACGAUAAAUCCUAUUGGCUGUCGACCACGGCGGCUGUUCCCAGCAUCCCGGUGGGCGGAGCCUCCAUCCAGGAACACAUCAGUCGCUGUGUGGUCUGUGAAGCCCCCUCCGCCCCCGUCGCUCUGCACAGCCAGACCUCCACCCAGCCUAACUGCCCCCCCAACUGGAAGAGCCUGUGGACCGGAUACUCCUUCCUGAUGCAUACAGGUGCAGGAGAUGAGGGUGGUGGACAGUCUCUGACAUCAUCAGGAAGCUGCCUGACAGACUUCAGGGCCCAGCCCUUCGUGGAGUGCCAGGGGCCUCGAGGCACUUGCCACUACUUUGCCAACAUCUACAGCUUCUGGCUGACCACGGUGGACGGCACGGCCUCGUCCUCCGACAUGUCGUCCAGCACGCUGACGGAGGGUCGGCAGCAGAGGAGGAACAUCGGGAGGUGUAACGUCUGCAUGAGGGAGUGAAGAGCACCUCCUCUUCCUCCCGCAGAGUCCCAGAGGACGGACAGGAAGACGCUCGUCUGAUUCUCUCUGUGAGGAGACACUGUCACGCUAAUGCUAAUGCUAACGAUACUGCUGCCAGUCAGUCAAUCAAUGAGUCGUGUUCAAUAAGAGC
Molecule: messenger RNA, 5197 nt
Organism: Scomber scombrus (Atlantic mackerel)
Lineage: Eukaryota; Metazoa; Chordata; Actinopteri; Scombriformes; Scombridae
Gene: col4a4
Product: collagen, type IV, alpha 4
Exons: 46
Coding region: 1-5046 (1681 amino acids)
Cellular component (GO): collagen trimer
Molecular function (GO): extracellular matrix structural constituent
Source: RefSeq, a predicted model, not a curated record